UAAAAGAAGAGAAGCGGGGAAGCCUCCGACCUUUUGGUUCAUGCCUCUCGCCUUCCUCAGACCCUAGUACAGGAGGAGGAAGAGGAAUUCGACGAAGACGAAGCGAAGUCGAGGGCGGGGAAGAAGUGGAGAGAUCGAUUUCUCUCUCUGUCUUUAUCCCUCUCUGUUUGAUCUGUAUUUCAGUUGUUUUCCGACGGAUUUUGACGCGGAUCCGGCAAUCAGCGGUUUGAAUUGUGGUCUCGUAAAUGGCCGCUUGGAUUGACACUAAGUUGCUUACAUAAGAAACUGAAUUAGUUCUUCAGAUUUCUAUCUGCAGCAGAUGGCUUCUCUAAGAAUUACACUUUCAUCUGGGCUGAAAAAUGCCAGCGGCAAUAAUAUUGCUGUGGACAGGUUGCCAGAUGAAAUGAAUGAUAUGAAAAUAAGAGAUGAUAAGGAAGUCGAGGCUACAGUCAUUGAUGGGAAUGGGACAGAGACAGGUCAUAUAAUUGUAACAACUAUUGGUGGUAGGAAUGGCCAACCAAAACGGACUAUAAGUUACAUGGCUGAGCGUAUUGUAGGGCAUGGAUCAUUUGGAGUUGUGUUCCAGGCAAAAUGUCUGGAGACUGGUGAAACAGUGGCAAUAAAGAAGGUUCUUCAGGAUAAGAGGUACAAAAAUCGUGAGCUGCAAACCAUGCGCCUGCUUGACCAUCCAAAUGUUGUGUGUUUGAAGCAUUGCUUCUUUUCAACAACUGAAAAGGAUGAGCUAUACCUUAACCUGGUUCUUGAGUAUGUACCUGAGAAUCUUCAUCGUGUAAUCAAACACUACAACAAGAUGAAUCAGCGGAUGCCAUUGAUAUUUGUAAAACUUUACAUGUACCAGAUUUGUAGAGCAUUGGCUUAUAUUCAUGGAAGCAUUGGAGUGUGCCACAGAGACAUCAAGCCUCAAAAUCUUCUGGUCAACCCACAUACACACCAGCUGAAACUCUGCGACUUUGGAAGUGCAAAAGUUUUGGUGAAAGGGGAACCAAAUAUAUCAUACAUCUGUUCGAGGUACUAUAGAGCUCCGGAGCUUAUAUUUGGUGCCACCGAGUAUACAACAGCAAUUGACAUUUGGUCUGCUGGCUGUGUUCUUGCUGAACUCCUUUUGGAGCAGCCUCUCUUUCCUGGUGAGAGUGGAGUUGAUCAACUUGUUGAAAUUAUUAAGAUUUUGGGUACACCAACGAGAGAAGAAAUUAAAUGUAUGAAUCCAAACUACACAGAGUUCAAAUUUCCACAGAUCAAGGCUCACCCUUGGCAUAAGGUCUUCCACAAAAGAAUGCCACCUGAAGCAGUGGACCUCGUCUCGAGGCUUCUUCAGUACUCCCCAAACUUACGAAGCACAGCUCUGGAGGCAUUAAUUCACCCGUUCUUUGAUGAGCUUAGGGACCCAAACACCCGUCUGCCAAAUGGUCGGUUUCUACCUCCACUCUUUAACUUCAAGCCUCAUGAGUUGAAGGGAGUUCCAACGGAGAUAGUAGCCAAGUUGAUUCCAGAGCAUGCAAGAAAGCAAUGUGCCUUCCUAGGGUUGUAAUUUGUUUAGUGAAUAGCUCAUGCGGACCAAUGCAAGGCCCUUGAGAGCAGUUAACUCACUGGAAUAUUUCUCUCUCCAUUGCACAUAUGAUCUGUUUAAGAAGCUUUAUAGUGAUAUUCAACUACUCAUCAAAUGGAACUUAGUGACGACUUCAUGAUAUUGUGUGACAUGCUAGACCCUCGUUUUAUUACUGUGGGAAUGCUAAAAACGAUCAAUUCUGGAAUAGCAUGCAGUUUUCUUACCUUCGUCUCUGGGGAUAAAGUCUUUGGUCUUCUGCCAUCGAUCUUUGUCAGGUGAAUUUAACUUCAUCACCCACUGGAAUUCUUUCUAGCAAGUUAGAUGUUCUUGACAAUUGUGAAUUUGUUCAUCACUUGUCCGACCGCUAAUCUUUUACAUGAAUAUUAGGAAAAUGUGUUCUCUUGUGCAUUU
Phoenix dactylifera (date palm) is the source of this 1978-nucleotide messenger RNA. The record is from RefSeq and is a predicted model, not a curated record. NCBI's taxonomy places the organism in Eukaryota, Viridiplantae, Streptophyta, Magnoliopsida, Arecales, Arecaceae.